AUGUUCUUCAAAACUCACUUCAGUUUGAAGUGGUAUGUCAUCGGUUGUGCACUUUAUUGUGCACGUCUCAGAUUAAAAUUAAGAGAUUGUCUGUCCAAAAUUCAAUUUCACAUCCAGGAUGUUGGGGCUACAUUGGUAAUUUGCCUAUGGGGUUUUGAUGAUGAAGCAAAUCACUUAUUAAUGCACAGAAACUUGCCUGCUGUGAGAUGGGUAGUUGGUGUUGAAUUAGAGCUUAUAGCAAUAGCCACUGGUGGAAGAAUUGUCCCUAGGUUUCAGGAAUUAACAGCUGAAAAGCUAGGCAAGGCUGGUUUGGUUAGAGAGAAAUCAUUUGGCACCACAAAAGAUCCGAUGCUAUAUAUUGAGCAUUGUGCUAAUUCAACGGCUGUAACCAUAUUUAUUCGUGGGGGUGUGGUUCGGAUGCUCUUGAGAAAGUCACUGAAGCUAAAAAAAAGCACAAAAACAUUUACUUCGGGUAAAGAAGAAGGAAAGAGCUUCAUCCUUCAAAAACAUCCAUCGGUUUUUGUUCCGACAUUAUCUCCACCGGCUGAAGUGAUGCUCCGUGCACUCGAGUUAUUUCUGCCACGUGGGGUUCAAGUUGAGAAUACCAUCAAAGUUUCUAAUAUUCAAUACCUUCAGGUGGCUUUAUUCAAGUUAUGA
Lactuca virosa is the source of this 657-nucleotide messenger RNA. The record is from the annotation of a GenBank genome assembly. NCBI's taxonomy places the organism in Eukaryota, Viridiplantae, Streptophyta, Magnoliopsida, Asterales, Asteraceae.